Molecule: messenger RNA, 842 nt
Organism: Spodoptera frugiperda (fall armyworm)
Lineage: Eukaryota; Metazoa; Arthropoda; Insecta; Lepidoptera; Noctuidae
Exons: 7
Coding region: 158-658 (166 amino acids)
Source: RefSeq, a predicted model, not a curated record
AAUCGCACCAUUAGGAAUGGACCUUUAUCGGAUAUAUUGAUCUAUAGUGAUACUAACUGGCUUGGUUAGUUUUAUCUAGUGAUUACUGUGGAUAACUAGUGGUGGAUCUCCAGUCCUUGUGUGCUUUACACCAUUUCGAACCAGGAAUAUAUUUCUAAUGUUGGCCAUGCUGGUGGUGGCUGCUCUAACAAGGAUAAGCUGUGUUCAUGCGAUGCCUUACAAUCAAUUUGGUACACACAUACUAAAAGUAUUCAGCGAAGAUGACAUGACGCCAGACUUCAGAGAACUCCUGGUCAGCCAGGACACCCAGGACCCUGACGUCAAGGUGCAGACACAAGCUACAGAUGAGAAGACAAACAUAACAGAAGAAACCACAAUGCUUGAUGACACCACUAGUAAUACUACAGAAAAACUAGUACUAGCAAACGUAUCCGUAGCAGUACACCAAGUUUCAGAGGAAGUGCUGCCCCAGGACAAGAAGAUCCCCAACCCUAAUGAGGAGGUGGACGUGGUGGACCGCGAGGACCACGUCACUCAGUACCUGUCCGACCUGCUGGUCAACACAGACAGUGAAAUUACUAGCCUUCAGGCCACCGAAACUGAAGAUGACCGCGAAGGUAUAGAUUUCACUUCCGUGCUUCGCUCCCAAGUGUCAUAGCGUGAUGAUAGGUCUGCGGAAACUAUGUGAGGCGGAAGGCGCCUGGUGAUGAAGAAAAUAAAGUAUACUUAAUACAUACAUACAAUAUUAAGCCACAGGCAUUUACAGGAUUGGGAUAUUAAAAUUAAAAUUUACCAUUAAAUACUCGCGGGAAUUGGGAUAAUAAAAUUUUAUUCUAUAUCUA